Molecule: messenger RNA, 2248 nt
Organism: Capsaspora owczarzaki ATCC 30864
Lineage: Eukaryota; Filasterea; Ministeriida; Capsasporidae
Exons: 1
Coding region: 14-2158 (714 amino acids)
Molecular function (GO): oxidoreductase activity
Source: RefSeq, a predicted model, not a curated record
GAUCAUCUUUUUCAUGGAAUCGCACUCAACCGCCAUCGCGAACGCCGACGCUGCUGCUGCUGCUGCUGCUGCUGCGGACACCGAGGUCGUCGACGUCGUGGUGGUCGGCGGCGGCAUCAGCGGUCUCACUGCUGCGUGGCACGUACUGAGCCUCACUGCGACGCCCGAUUCGCCCUCUGCCAACGCCACCGCGACACUCGCCGCCGCCGCCGCCGCUGCGCCUGCGUCCACUCUGAGUGGUGGUGCUGCUCCGUCAUCCUCUGCACCGAGCUCGGCGUCGGAUGCUGCCGGAUCGUCAACCUCGUCAACCUCGUCAAUCUCGCCCUCUGCUUCUGCUUCUGCUUCUGCUUCUUCUGCUUCGGGCUCAACGAUCGUCCCAAUCGCAGCCCCAGCGUCCGUGCUCGUGCUUGAGGCCAACUCGCGCGUCGGCGGCCGCACAUUCACUGCCGUCCUGCCUCCCUUCGCUGAAUCUGCUGCUGCUUCCUCAACCGAUCACUCCUCAACCGCUACCGCUACUGGCGCUUCGACAGUCGUCUCGUCGUGGACACACGUCGGCGAUGGCCCUGCAGCCGCAAACAUUCCCAACCCAAGUCCCUUGAUGCGCGAUCUUGCUGCGGCGCGGACCACGGUGCCGUCGUUUGCCGCUGCCGCCAAGCAAUCCGAGCUCGGCCUGUACAUUGACCUGGGCGGCCAGUGGAUUGGGCCGACGCAGAGGGCCAUCUGCCAUCUGGUCGACCUGCUGGGACUCAAGAAGCACGAGCAGUACCAUGCUGGUCGCAAGGUGCUCGAUCUCAGCGGAGUGCGAUCGACGUACUCGGCUGACAUUCCCGUCGGCGUUGGGCUCUUUGGGCUGCUGGACGCACAACUCGCCCUGUGGCGCCUGGAUCGCAUGGUUGCGCAGGUGCCCCUGGACAACCCGCUCAACUGCCCCAAUGCAAAGCGCUGGGACAGCGAGACGGUCGCGUCCGUGGUCGAGCGCAUCACCUACCUCGAGUCGACGCGUCGCAUGUUGCGCAUGCUCACGCAGGUCGUGUUUGGCACCGAGCCGAGUGAAAUCACCCUCCUCAACUUUCUGUGGUAUGCUCGCUGUGCCGGCGGCAUCGACACGCUGCUCAAGAUUGAGCACGGCCUUCAGCAAUGGACGGUCGUUGGCGGCACGCAGCAAAUCUCGGAAGCGCUGAUGGCCAAAGUCAGCUCGGACUUUGGUUCUCGCGGACGCGUGCAGACCUCCUCGCGAGUGGUGGGCAUUGAGCAAGAUGUCGCGAACGGCUCGAUCGUGGUGCGUUAUGUCCAGCAACGCGGCGCCGGCAAGGCGCAGCAGGCGCGCCAAGUCCGCGCGCGUCGCGUCAUUGUUGCCACGCCGCCCGCCGUGGCGAAUCGCAUGCUGUUUGAGCCUCCAUUGCCGCAAACACGCCAGUGGCUCAUGCAGCGGAGCUUUAUUGGCUCGCAGACCAAAUUCAUCGCCUUCUUCCAGACUCGGUUUUGGCUCAACGACGGGCUUUCCGGCGAGGCCUUGUCUGAUUCGCUCUGUGUGUGCUUUGACGACUCGCUGCCGCGUUCGGAUGGGACCCUGCAGCCCGCGCUCGUCGUCUUUGCAGGUGGCGAUCUGGCUCGCCAAUGGUCGUUGCUGACUGCACAAGAGCGCUCCGACCGCGUGGUGGCUCGCUUGCGUCGCUGGUUUGGCUCGCGUGUUGACACUGAGCUGCACGGCGUUAUUGAAAAGGAGUGGGGCUCAGAUCCUUUCGCGAUCGGCUGUCCUGCUGGACUUUGGUCGACGGGCUCGCUCUGGUCGGCCGGUGCCACUCUUCGUGAGCCGUGCGGCCGCAUUCACUGGGCUGGCACAGAGACGGCCCACGAGCUGCAAGGCUUUAUGGAUGGCGCAGUGCGUGCUGGUCUCCGUGCCGCGGACGAGGUGGUUGGCGCAUUGGCCGGCGUGGAGCGCUCGCGCACAGCCCUGUCCGCCAUUGCCGGAGCUCGCGUCAACAACGCCUACGACCUGCGUCAGCUGCGGAGCGAAACGCGCAUUGACAGCGAUGGCGCUCGGUCGGGUUCCACUUGGUUUAGCUGGGGCGCGACGCUGUUGGUGGCUGGUGCCUUGGUUGCUGGCGGCGUUCGUCUUGCUCGUGCGCACGGCUUGUCUGUCAUGUCGUGCCAUUGAUUGCGGCCCAAAAGCGGCGCCCCCCCCCCCUUUUUGGGUGUGUCCAUUGUUUGAUGUGGCAAUGUUUUGUUUUUCAUAGCAAUAUAGUAG